Cladocopium goreaui is the source of this 195-nucleotide messenger RNA. NCBI's taxonomy places the organism in Eukaryota, Dinophyceae, Suessiales, Symbiodiniaceae. The record is from the annotation of a GenBank genome assembly.
AUGCAAGCGUGGGCUGCCAGAUGGACUCAGAUGGACGGUGAGAUGUUGUGGCAUAGAACUGCAGGCAGACAUUGGUCAAGGCUUCCACUUUGUUCUAUGAAGGGCGAAGGGCGUAGCUGCGGCCACGAUGUGGUCAACGGCCGGAGUUGGAGGCAACAGAUUGUAGGACCGCCUGUCGGUUUUCUGUGGCUAUAG